Molecule: messenger RNA, 925 nt
Organism: Salvia miltiorrhiza (redroot sage)
Lineage: Eukaryota; Viridiplantae; Streptophyta; Magnoliopsida; Lamiales; Lamiaceae
Product: dirigent protein 22-like
Exons: 1
Coding region: 18-581 (187 amino acids)
Source: RefSeq, a predicted model, not a curated record
CAAAAAAAAAAAAGGCGAUGGAAAAGCUUAAUACUGUAAUUGUAAUUAUAUGCAUAUCAUCGUUGCUGUUGGCCGUGUCGGAAUCAAAAGCAAGCCAUGGAAAGAAGAAGGUGACGCGGCUCCAAUUCUACCUCCACGACAUGAUCGGGGGCGAGAAACCGACGGUUUGGGCGGUGGCGCGGUGCAACCUAAGCGACGUUCUGGCCUCCAAGUUCGGUAAGGUGUUGGUGUUGGACAACCUGGUGACGUCCGGGGCGGACAUGAACUCGAGUGAGGUGGGGCGGCUGCAAGGGACGGUGGGGCAAGCCGACCUCCGCGAGAGGGCUCUGGUGAUGCUCCUCAACCUUGUGUUCACCAAGGGCGAGUACGAGGGCAGCACGCUCAGCAUUGUGGGCAGGAAUCCGUUGGAGCAGGAGGUGAGGGAGGUGUCCAUCGUGGGCGGCACCGCGGCCUUUAGGAUGGCCACCGGUUAUAUUCUCACUCGCACUUAUUUUAGAGACCCCGCCCGUGUUCAUAGUGUCUAUCAAUACAAUGCCGUCGUCUAUCAUAUGGAUCGCAGCGUCUUGUCGUCGCGUCGAUGAAACCAUUCUAUUUUGGCCUUCUUCAUUAUGAUUUUAAUUAGGGAAAACAUAUGAAAAUGUCUCAAUUUCUUCAAAAUGUCCUCAUGUUUUCAACCUAACAUUAUAAGAAUAUCCCAAGUUGAUUCUUCCUGGCUUGGAAAAUGGAAAACGUUGUCAAAUAUGCAUUAAGGGUUAAGAAUACAGCUGAUGGGCUCGUAAAUCUUCCAAAUGAUAUGAUGGGGGAUGAAGUUGCAACGUUAUUUUUGGCUAAAUAUGAUCCGCUUGACGUCGACACAGCCAAGGCUAGGCCUAUGCUCUUUAGAGCCUAUUUUUAAUCUAGAUUACUUAUUAUUUUUAUUUUGUAA